GCGACUCGAAUCACCGCUUCAAUCUGCCCAACGGUACCGACUCAGUGCUCAUCCAGGGCUCCACCGUGACCCAAGAGCGAUUCAAAGAUCCGGUUCUUCCUCGUCUCCCCGUUCCGUGUCGAGACUCUAGGGUUUAUGGAGGGUUUACACUUGACACAGUGGAGGUGAAGCUGGAGCUGAGAGAGACAGAGAGAGAUGCUGAGGUCGAGCUCGGCUCUUCGUCUCUUGACACCCAGAGGUUCAGGGUCGGCUUUUUGCACGUCUGCUUCGGAGAAAAUUGUGGCCGCCGUGCUCUUCGAGAGGUUGCCCGUUGUCAUCCCCAAGAUCCACCCCGCCGUUUACGCCUUCCAAGAAUUCUCGUUCCGCUGGCGACAGCAAUACCGGCGGCAGUAUCCGGAUGAGGUCUUAGGGAAAUCGGAUGCCAGGGGCAGAGGUGAUUAUCAAAUAGACUACGUACCAGCUCCACGAAUAACUGAAGCUGACAAAACCAAUGAUCGAAAAUCAUUACAAAGGGCACUUGACAGAAGAUUGUACCUCCUACUGUAUGGUACUUCAUAUGGAAUGCCACCCGAUAAGCCAGUCUGGCACUUCCCAGAAAAGGUCUAUGAAAAUGGGGAAACACUACGCUUGUGUGCAGAAUCAGCAUUAACAUCCGUCCUUGGAGAUCUAUCACACACAUACUUUGUUGGCAAUGCUCCUUUUGCACAUAUGGUCAUAAAUCCAACUGAAUCUGAACCUGGACUUCCAGAUUUUAAGAGGUUCUUUUUCAAAUCACAAGUCAUUGCGACCAAUAAGUUUAAUAUCAGGAAAUGUGAGGAUCACGUCUGGGUAACAAAAGAUGAACUGAUGGAAUAUUUUCCAGAACAAGCGCCAUUUCUUAACAAGAUGAUCAUCAGCUGAGCAAACGGCAGUGAAAGCAUAUCUCAGUGGACAGGAGGCCUUUGUAUACGUUGGGGCAUCUGGUAUUCAAGUUUCAGCAGUUUGUCGGACUCUGAUGCUGACGGAAGUUACCUGGUCUCUGGAAGUCAAGAUCUGGAUCUCAAUUCAUCAGUUCCAUUGAGUGUAGUUGCGCUAUGUCUAAACCAUUUUUUGUUCAAUUCCUUGAUGAUGCUCAUCAGUUUUGGCAACCAUAGUAUUUUCAGCAGCGCUUUCACAUGAUGUUGCUGUUUCUCUUAACACAGUCCCAGAAUAAUGUAACUGAUUACUUGGUGCAAUGCACUAAUGCAGGCUUGGUGACUUUUUGUUUA
Nymphaea colorata (pocket water lily) is the source of this 1247-nucleotide messenger RNA. RefSeq lists its product as uncharacterized. Gene Ontology annotation, molecular function: structural constituent of ribosome. Lineage: Eukaryota; Viridiplantae; Streptophyta; Magnoliopsida; Nymphaeales; Nymphaeaceae. Gene Ontology annotation, cellular component: mitochondrial large ribosomal subunit. The record is from RefSeq and is a predicted model, not a curated record. The coding region runs from base 196 to 900 and encodes 234 amino acids. The transcript is spliced from 6 exons.